Danaus chrysippus (African queen) is the source of this 2079-nucleotide messenger RNA. The record is from the annotation of a GenBank genome assembly. Lineage: Eukaryota; Metazoa; Arthropoda; Insecta; Lepidoptera; Nymphalidae.
AUGGCUUCCAAUGUGCAAGAGUCGCCUGUCGUUCAACAGACGUUUGUUGAAGAGAUAGAUUAUAAUGAAAUUCAAGAAUUACAGGUCGUAGGAAAAGGUGCAUUUGGUGUAGUAUGGAAGGGACUGUGGCGAAAUACUUUUGUGGCUGUGAAACAUAUCAAUUCAGAAUCUGAAAAACGCGAGUUUGCCAUCGAAGUUCGUCAGUUGUCUCGUGUUUCGCACCCCAACAUCGUGAGAUUAUACGGAGCAUGCACGCAAGGCGCCCACGUCUGUCUUGUCAUGGAGUAUGCGGAAGGCGGCUCAUUGUACAACGUUCUCCACUGUCGACCAAAACCCAAAUACUCCGCUGCCCAUGCUAUGAGUUGGGCACGACAGUGUGCUGAGGGUGUAGCUUAUCUUCAUGCAAUGAAACCAAAACCACUGAUACAUAGGGAUUUGAAACCACCAAAUUUAUUACUAGUUGCAGGAGGGCAGAAGCUUAAAAUAUGUGAUUUUGGAACUGCUGCCGAUAAAGCUACUUAUAUGACAAAUAAUAAAGGAAGUGCGGCAUGGAUGGCACCAGAGGUAUUUGAAGGUUCUUCCUACACGGAGAAGUGUGAUGUGUUUUCGUGGGGUAUAAUAUUAUGGGAGGUGCUAUCUAGAAGGAAACCGUUUGAGGAGGGAGGUUCAGCAUUUAGAAUAAUGUGGGCUGUACACACAGGACAGAGACCAAAUCUCAUAGAAGGUUGUCCAGAACCCAUAGAACAACUAAUGACUCAGUGUUGGCACAAAAUACCCGCAGAGAGACCCAGUAUGGCCAAGGUAGUGGAAAUAAUGAAGGCGUUGUGUGAGUUCUUUCCUGGUGCUGAUACACCGAUAAACUUUGACGAUCUUGAAGAGGAUGAUGACAGUUUGGAAGAUAAAUAUGUUAUGUACGACACACAGGAGAGUUUUGAUACGGACAUGCAAAGUGAUCAAAGCAAUCCCUUACAAUAUACUGACGAUACAGCAUCCAAUCAGGUAUAUAGAAACACUAACCAAUCAUCACCGAGACCACGGAGCUUUGUAGAAACUCAGGUCAACAAACUACAGAAUCUAAUGGCCGAUGUUCAAAAGUCACCCAAAGAAGACGACACCCACAGAGUUAGAAUACCACAACAGAUCAAGAAAUUGGAUCAAAAUGAGGCCGGCACCUCUAUAACUAUCAAUAGGACUUCAAGCUCACCGAUAAAUACUGAUAGGAAUGCCACAAGCGAGGGAAGCACUCCUCAGGACAUAUUACGAGUGUACAGAAGCCCUAAUAUAUUCAGUGAGAGUUCAUCACCACGAGGCAUAUCACCAAUAGUUAAUUAUAACAUAGGGAAUAUGAACCCUAGGCAUAUAGACAUAGAGCAGUAUUGGAACAGGGAGAAUGAUAAGCUAUCACCAUCAAGAACACCAUCGACUUUGAGUAACACAAAUUCUAUAAAGAAGGAAGACUAUAAUCAGAAUUAUUGUGAUGGACUGAAUGCAACUAAUAGUCCAAUGAAUCCUAUCAGUGAAUUCAACGGUAACUCUCCAAGGAUGACGUUAGAUCCUAGAUAUCAGACUCCGCUGCAAAUAGAAGUUGAUCCAAACGCGUGGGAUUUGAAAGAUUUCCGCGAACCGCUGGACUAUGAUGGUUACAUUGAAGUGAGGAACAACGCCGGCUUAGACAAGUUUAUAGCUGUCGGUAACAGCAGUGGGUCCAACGCGGAGGGCGCAGCCCCGCCGCCGUCUGAACCAGACCCCGAUUUGGACUCUAUGCACAUGAUGCUGGACCCGCACCUAAGACCAAUAUCACCAGACCUCACCAACGAAGAGUCCAAACGGAUCUUCGACGAACAUAAACAUCUAGCACAGGAGUAUCUCAAAAUACAAACUGAAUUGGCCUACCUCAGCAAGCACAAGUCAGAACUGGAGGAACAAAUGGAUGGAGAGGAAUUGAGACAGAAAAGAGAAAUAAUACAGUUAGAAAAUGAGAAGGAUUCUUUAAUAAAAUUGUAUUGCACGCUGAAGAAACAACUCACGCGCGCUGAUAACGACAGCUGGCUCUUACCGGAGAACGCUCCGCACGAGUGA